Cinclus cinclus is the source of this 1398-nucleotide messenger RNA. It is a transcript of the gene GDF10, whose product is annotated as growth differentiation factor 10. Gene Ontology annotation, molecular function: cytokine activity; growth factor activity. Bases 1 to 1398 code for a protein of 465 amino acids. The record is from RefSeq and is a predicted model, not a curated record. The transcript is spliced from 3 exons. NCBI's taxonomy places the organism in Eukaryota, Metazoa, Chordata, Aves, Passeriformes, Cinclidae. Gene Ontology annotation, biological process: osteoblast differentiation; SMAD protein signal transduction; BMP signaling pathway. Gene Ontology annotation, cellular component: extracellular region.
AUGGCCGCCCGCCUGACCUGCUGCCUCCUGCUGUGGGCCCUGGGCCAUGGGGGCUGCCGCUCGCCCGCGGGGGAGGGCGCCGGCAGCGCGCCCGCCUGCCCCGUCCAGCCGCCGGCCGACCCGCACUCGUCCGCCCCCGGCCGCGACCCCCGCGGCGGCUCUUCGCCGCCCCCUGGGCUGGGCAGCAUCGCUCAGGACAUGGUAGCUGUCCACAUGCUUAAGCUCUACGAGAAGUACAACCGGGAAGGGAGCCGGCCCGGCGACGGCAACACGGUCCGCAGCUUCAAAGCCAGGCCGGAAUUCCUGGCCCAGAAACCCUUGUACUGCUUCAAUCUGACAUCCAUGCAGGAUUCAGAAAUGAUCCUUGCUGCCACUUUUCACUUCUAUGCUGACAAACGCCCUCGGCAUCGGGAAGUGUUUUGUAAAAGGUCCAAGAACUCAUCCUGCCGCCUCCUUCACCUGCCUCCAGUCCUACGGCUCAACCUAGUUUUCCAAAGCAUUCACCAGAAUUCUGCCUAUGGACUAGUGAAGGGGAACUUCACUGUGCUUCUUCAAAGGCAAGGGGCUUGGCAUGCAAAGGACAUUUCACACAUCGUAAAAGAAUCAAAACGAGCUGGAGAGCUCAUUCUCUGUGCUGAGCUUGAUUCUGGGGAGAAACACCAGGGCUUCUCCAAACAGGCUGCCAGUCAUUUACCUUAUAUACUGGUUUAUGCCAAUGAUCUUGCAAUCUCUGAACCUAACAGUGUAGCAGGCACCCUACAACGCUAUGAUCCAUUCCCUCCCAGUGACGGGGACCCAAAUCUAUCCCCUAAUGCCUCUACUGACACUCGAGUUAGGAGGGAUACGUACCUCGCUAGCUCUAUUCAGAACAACGAGUUGCCAGAAGUAGAUUAUAACAGCAAUAAAUACAACAAACAUGACAUAUGGGAGAAUGCCUACAGAUCCUUGAAACCAAAAGCCUCACGCAAAGAUCGAAGGAGAAAAGGGCAGGAAAAUACAGAAACACUUAAAAAGUCUCAGGUGCUAAAUUUUGAUGAGAAAACAAUGAAGAAAGCAAGGCGAAAACAAUGGAAUGAGCCAAGGAUUUGUUCAAGAAGAUACAUGAAAGUUGACUUUGCUGAUAUUGGCUGGAAUGAAUGGAUCAUAUCUCCCAAAUCAUUUGAUGCCUACUACUGUGCAGGUGCAUGUGAAUUUCCAAUGCCCAAGAUUGUCCGGCCAUCAAAUCAUGCUACAAUUCAGAGCAUCGUAAAAGCAGUAGGAAUCAUUCCUGGCAUCCCAGAACCCUGCUGCGUUCCUGACAAAAUGAGCUCGCUCAGUGUCCUGUUCUUAGAUGAGAACAAAAAUGUUGUUUUAAAGGUAUAUCCCAAUAUGUCAGUUGAAACUUGUGCCUGCCGAUAA